GCAGAUAUUAUUAUUAUUUAUUGUCUUGUCGGCGUUUGAUUUGGUUCACAAUUAUUAUUGUUUAUAAUUUUGUUAUAUUGACAGAUAACUGAUAUUAAAAUAAUGGAGAGCAAUAAGGAACAUGAAGAAUCUGUUGCUCUAGUGCUCCAGCCACCCAAGGAAAAAAAACUCAAACAAACACGUUUACCAUUUCAAACGGUAUCAUCAUUAGGAUCACCAAAUACGUCAAAUAAAAAACGUAAAUUAUCAUCACCAUCACCAACAAGUUGUAAAAGUCCAAAAGUACAAAAAAUUGGUAAAAAAGAAAACUCUCUAAAAUUUGCUGAAGUUAUUGAUGUUGAAUCAAUUCAUGAAAAAGACAACAAAACAAAUGAGGUAGAUGUUAAUGUAAAUUCAAUUGAUUCAUCAGAUAUUGCCAGUCAUUUGAAUGACAAAAAAACAAAUUCAACAAAGCACGGAGAUAUAUCAAAAUUUUUGACAAAAAUUAGUGUAGUGUCUACAAAGGUGUCAUCACCAGUUGCUGAUAAAAAAUCACAAGUGUCAUCACCUGCUCAAUUAAAAGUUGAAGUUGAAAAUAAAUUACCAAUUGUUUUGUUAAAUAGAUGUGAUGAUGGGGACAGUGUUGAGCCAAUGACAGUAUCAAAUGAUUCACUUGAUAAUUUAGAUAAAACAAAUGUGGUUUGUGAUGAAUCAAGUAAUGAUGUUUUGGCUGAACCACUACCAGAUUCUGAUAAUGAUGAGGAUCAAAAUUCCCUAGAUAAAACUCAAGAUUCAUCAUCUGACUCUGAAAUAGUAACAUCAACAUCUGAAGAUGAUACACAAGACGACAAAAAAUCAGAUGAUGAUGAUGAUGAAAAGAAAAUAAAUAAUGAAAAAUCAACAAAUGACAUGGCUGAUGAUAAAAGUCAAUCAACAGAUAAAAAACCAGAAUCAGUUAUUAAAAAAAAACGUGCAUUAACACAAAAACAAAUUGAAAAAAAAUUAGCAAGUGCUAAAAAACGUGAACUACAAAAAGAAGCUAAAGCUGAAAAAGAAAAACAAACAGAAUUACAAAAAUUACAAAGAAGAAAAGAACGUGAAGAAAAAAAAAAAGAAACAUUAAAAAAAAAAGAAGCUGAAAUUGAAGCUAAAAAAAAAGAACGUGAACAAAAAGAAUUAAAAAAACAAAUUGAAAUUGAACAAAAACAAAAAGAACGUGAACAAAAAGAAGAAGAAAAACGUAAAAAAGAAGAAGAAAAAUUAGAAGCUGAAAGAAAAAAACAAAAAGUAUCAUCAACAUUUAAAAAUUUUUUUGUUCCAAAAAAACUUGAUAAUAAAAUUAAUGAAGAAAUUAAAACAAGUAAUUUUAUGCCAUUUGAAAUUAAAGCUGAUAUGAAAAUAGCACCAGCAUGUCGUAGAAAUUUUAAUGAUGAAGAUAAGCUAAAUUUCGAUAAUAAUUGUUUAAUUAAAAAAAAUGAAUAUACUGAUCAACUAUGGCUAGAUGAAGUUAGAAAAAAUCAUUCUAAAAUACGUAAAAGUGGAAAAACAUGGCCAACUGAAUCAAAAGAUGAUGACAUUAUUGCUCUAGAAGAAGAUGAUGUUGACAAUAUUAAUGUCGUUGAUCAAUCAACAGCUGUUACGGAAAAACAACGAGCAAAAUUAUUGUCAUUCACUGAAAAUCGUCGUCCACCAUACUGGGGUACAUGGAGAAAAAAAAGUGAUAAAAUUAAUCCAAAAAAACCAUUCAACAAAGAUACUAAAUGGUUUGAUUAUGAUGUUGACUCUGACGAGGAGUGGGAAGAGGAAGAACCAGGUGAAUCAUUGUGUGGAUCUGAUGAAGAAAAAGAAGAGGAAAAUGCUGAUGACAAUGAGUAUGAUGUUGACAAUGAGUUCAUGGUUCCACAUGGUUAUCUUUCGGAUGAGGAAGCUCGGCCUGAUGAAGAAGAUGAAGAAGACAUGACACCAGAAACGCAAAAGUUUAAAUUAAAAAUUCUUGGUGAACAAUUUCAAGCUGAAAUGAAUGAAAAAACAGCUAAAAUAAAACCACGUGUUAUUGGUAUUCUUUGGCAAAAUAUGGAAAAUAAUUAUCCUGAUAAUACACCAGAAAAGGUUGUUAAAUAUAUGACAGCACGUCAAGCAUGGGUACGUGAAAUUCCAAUUGAGCUGACAAAGCCAUUAGAAGUAAAAAUUGAAAAUGAAAAAGUACGAGGUCCUAAAAAAACACGUUUACCAGAUGAAGCAUUAUCACAUUUAAUAAAAUUAAUUCAUGGUAAUAGACAAAAACGUGAAUUUCUUGUUAAUGAAUUCAUAACAUUUUGGAGUAAAACACAUGGUGAUGAUGCUAAAUUAACUAAAUCAAGUAUUGAUAGUAAAAUAAGUGAAAUUGCAAAACGUAUACCAUGUCCAGAUGAAGGUUUAAUGCAUUUAAAAAAUUGUUGGUAUGUAUCAGAAGAAAUUAGAAAACAAUAUCUUGAUGAAGAAAUAAAAUUACCAAAUCAAUGGUCAUAUAAUUUAACACCAAAACGUAAAACAAUACUUGAUGAUAGUUUUGAUAAAACAGAUAAAGACAUAAAAGAACAAAAAGAUAAAAUUGAAAAAGAUCUUAAAGAUAAAAAAAAUUCAUCAUCAUUAAUAACACAAUUUACACAAAAAAUAACAACAGAAGAAUUAAAAAAACAAUUUAAACCAACAUCACCAUCUGUUAAAACGACAAAUUCAUUAAAUAGACCACCAAAAAGAGCAACAUUAAUUUCAGUACCAAGAGGUGAGCUAAUUCCACCAACAUCAAAUUUUCCAGCUUUUAAUAAAAUCCCUGAAAUCAUUGAAACAAAUCAAAAUAAUAAUAAAGAUAAACAACAAACUGAUGAAAUUAUUUUGGAUUAAAAUAAACAUGACAAAUUUAAAUUUAAAAAAAAUAUUAAAUACAAUUUAAUCAGACAACUGUACAAAAAAAAAAACAAAAACGUUUUUCUUUUUUUUCUUUUCAAUUUCAAGCAAAAUUGUGUUAGUUUAUUUUUUGCUGAAAUUGUUUUAUAUCGUGCCACAAUAAUUUUGAUAAGUUUGAUUAUUUAUUUGCGUGUAAAACAACAAUGUAAAUUUCAAGACGCAUCAUUGAUAAAAAAUAUCAAUGUGAUUAUUAUCUCUCAUCAUCACUAUGUUACUAACUCAGUGAAUCGAAAAAAAUAUUUCGAAAUAUUUUUUCUACCUGUUUGUUUUUUUCACUAUUAAUAUAUUUUUAAGAAUUAUUUUUUACAUUUUUUCUUCUUCAUUUGAAUGAUUCAAUAAAAAACAGAUUAAUAAUAGAUAAUAUUUUUCAAGGAUUUAAUAAAAUAUGUAAAUUGUAUGCAUUUAUAAUGUUGUUUGUAACGAGUACAUUAAUGUGGACAUUAGAACAACCGUUACUAUCAAACAUGUUAAUAUAUAUAAUAUAUAUUUAUGUAAAAAUAUGCCUUGACGUUUUUUUUCUUCUUUUUUUUUGUUCAUAAAAACAUUAUAUAUUUUUUUUAAAUUAAAUAAUAUUAACUAGGUAUAUAUUUUUAUUAUAACUUAACAAUUAAUCAUUUAAAAAUGUUAAUAAUAAUCACACACAUAAACAUCAAUGUGAGAUUUAAUUUUUGUGAUAAAAAAUUAUAAUGUGGCCUUAAAAAUUUCACUGAAAACAUUAAAAAAUAUUUUAUUAAAAUUUUCCAACUGCCAAUAGUAAAUGUGGUAUUAGUGUCUAAAAAUCUUCGUUAAGAAAAAAAGUGAAAAAAAAAAUAAAUAACGAUAU
Molecule: messenger RNA, 3748 nt
Organism: Aphidius gifuensis
Lineage: Eukaryota; Metazoa; Arthropoda; Insecta; Hymenoptera; Braconidae
Gene: Caf1-180
Product: chromatin assembly factor 1 subunit A-B
Exons: 6
Coding region: 103-2862 (919 amino acids)
Biological process (GO): nucleosome assembly
Cellular component (GO): CAF-1 complex; nucleus
Source: RefSeq, a predicted model, not a curated record